Molecule: messenger RNA, 4549 nt
Organism: Octopus sinensis (East Asian common octopus)
Lineage: Eukaryota; Metazoa; Mollusca; Cephalopoda; Octopoda; Octopodidae
Product: fas-binding factor 1 homolog
Exons: 18
Coding region: 707-4153 (1148 amino acids)
Biological process (GO): establishment of epithelial cell polarity; cilium assembly
Cellular component (GO): ciliary transition fiber; ciliary basal body; centriole
Source: RefSeq, a predicted model, not a curated record
CAUUGUUGGUCCCCAGUUCUUUGGGAAGUAAAUAACAACAAAAUAUACAUAAAUACAUGUAUACAUAUUUAGGGCCAAUUUUGAAUUUAGGAACGUAAAAGCGCAGAUACCCCAUUAUAUCGUUUGGUCAUGAAUUUGUUGUGGCAGCGAUGGACCCUAUGUUCCAGGAAGACAUUUCUACCGACACCGGUUCACUUAGGGACCUGGUUAAUUAAGUUGUAAACUUUUGUUAAUUGUGUAUCUAAGUCGGGAAUUAAUGACGUUUCACUGAUGUUCGUGUCUUUAAAAAUUCGUCAGAAAGGAAACAAAAGGAACAAUAUCUCUACACAAAGUUUUAGGAAAUUAUAACUUGUUGAUUUACAUCGGCCUACCUUUUCUGCAUAUUAGAAGGGAACUUUUAUAACGAAUGUUCUAAUAUCUAACAAGUUUAUUCUGUAAUUAGUUUGUUGUCUGUGACUCGACAUCCUUUAUUGGUAAUCGAUUCCCAGUUUCCAUGGCUCCUAAUCUUGUCCUGUAUGUUCCUUCAAUAAUUUAUACGAAUGGCCUCUUGUUGAUCGAUGGAAUUCUCACAUAUCUUUGUUGAGAUUGAUUUACAUUGUUGAUGCUAUUGUGAAAAAUCUGACGUUAGUCUCAUAAAUCUGUAGCAUAAGUAAUGGAAAUCGAUUACAUGAUCAGUGUAAUUAGUUCCCUGUGAGGUGUGACGACGAUGCGGUUUCAAUUCAUGCCACAAGUCAGCAGGAUGGUCACACGACCUAAGACUGCUAGAAGACCUUUGGACAAUGAUAAACCUAAGCCAAGUAUCAGCAGUGAAGAUUUCUAUGCAAACAUGGCUGCAGUAGCUGAAGAAGAAUCUGACUUAAGCUUAUCAGAUGUUGAUGCUGACCAAUUGGCUAAGUCAUUGGCUGAUUUGGAUGACAUGGAUGCAGAUCUAUUUGGUGGGCGGAAGAAAGACUCUGACAGCAAGGCACCACAGAAAUCAAGUUCAGCAGGUACUUCAGAGUCCCACCAUCCUCCUAGCAGAGAUGGGAGCCAAGAUCAAGAAGCAACACAACAGACAAAUGAUGAACCACCAAAAACAGCUUCAACAUUGAAGAAUCAAGAAUCAAAAUUUAACGACGACAUAGACUUGACUGGGUUGUUAUCUGAUGAUGACAGCCUUCUUCAAUCUAUGGACAAGAAAGAGAUUACUACUAAAUUAGCCUCAGAUACAACAACAAAACCCGGUUCUACAGAUGUACCUCCACCUCCAACAAAGACAACUACACUUAACCCAUCUCCAAAUACUCCCAGUAUAUCGAAAGUGAAAGAAACUAAAGGACCUGCUACCAAAAAGGCUGUGACAUUUAACAAUGAAGAUGAUAUAUUUGAUGAGCUUGGUCUAAAUGACAGUCCACAAGAAAAUACUCAAUCUUCAAAAUCUAAUCUUGAUUAUCUUUUUGGAAGAUCUUCCCCAACUGAAACUUUUGGCGGUUCUAACGACAAAAAAUCCCUGGUUGAUGAUCUUUUGAAGGGUAAACAUAUUACUAAUUCAUCAGAGCAGGGAAAGAACAAGGAAGAAGACUCCGUUUUUGGCUCAUAUGUACCUUCUGUCGCUGCAUCAUCAUCCUCAUUAUCAACUACAAGGAGCGGAAGAGUGCUUGAUAAAAGUGAAAGUAAAUCUUCCCUGUUGUCAGAUAAUUCAUCCAAACGAAGAGGGUCCUUUCUAAAGACAUCUCUGGAUGAUAUUAACGAUGAUGAUGAUGAUACCUUUGAUUGGUUAAUGGGAAUAAGUAAAGAAAAGAGCUCAGUAAAAUCUUCCACAUCUCACGAAACAAAGAAGACAACGAAACCAACAGUAGAAGAAAAGAAGAGUAAAGAAAUUGUUUUAGAUGAUGAUGAUGAUGAUGAUGACUGGUUAGGAAUUAAGAAGUCCACAACUGAUACUGAAUUAAAUGAAUCGCUCAAAACCGAGAUCUCUCACCCAGCUAAACCAAGUUUGACUCUUAAAGAUGUUCUUCCACUUAAGACAGAAACCCCUGGGAAAGUUGAAAAAUCGAAGUCUGAUGAAAGUUUUGAAUUUAACAUCACCCCAAAAGCAAGUGCCGUCCAAGGAAAAUCGAGUGUUUUAACUAAAUCAGAACCAACCAUUCAACCAAGUGGGGGCCUGGAGAAAUCAAGUGCCUUAUCAAAAUCUGAACCCUUUUUUUUUCAACAUAAUACAGUCCAAGAAAAACCUGAGGAAAUAACGGUGAAAUCUCCAAAGUUAGCAGCAUCCGCAUCAGCUGAGCCAGCAGUGAAACCCCCACAUGUCACUAAAGAGGACCGACCUAAGCGCAGGGACAGCUACAGUACUUAUCAAACUGCUGAUAACCAAAAUACCUCACAAGAUUUCAAGCAACAAAGUAUGCAGGUUCUUACAGAACUAAAUGCUCCAAAACCUAGUUUUCACAUUGUGCCAAACAUUACUAAGGGACCCUUAGAUGGUUCCUUAGCCACACUAGCCGAAGCUGAGAUUAAGAUACACCGUCUUCAAAUAGAGAAGGAACAUUUGACUAUGUUAAAUGAAACUAUCCAGAAACGAUGCAAUGAAGAGAUAAAAGCUGUUGAACAAUCAUAUAAAUCCAGAUUUCAGUUGAUGGAGGAUACCCAGCAGGAAAGAGAGGUUAGAUUGAGGAAAGAAAAUGAAGAACUCCUCAAACAAAAUCUUGAAAAAAUCUGUCGCCUUGAAGAUGAGAAAUCUGCUUUGAUACAACGUCAUUAUGCAGCACUGGCAGUAUUUGAAGAAGGGAAAGCUGCCGAGAUGCAGCAACUACGUGAAGCCCAUCGUCUAACUUUGCAGCAGGAAAGGCAAGAUUUUACUGAGACAAUCAACAGAGUGAAGGAAGCAAAGCUUCAAGAAUUGGAAGCAAUUAACAAUUUCCAGUCAACAAACAGAUCUCUAAAUAUUGUGAUGGAGAAAAUGAAUACAAAUGCUGAAGAACUUGGUCAGUUUCAACAGAAGUUAGACAGAUGGCAGAGUCAAGGGCUGGAUGAGAGAGAAGUGUCAAUGCGCAACCGUGAUGAACAGCUGAAGAUGUUGCAAGUAAGGUUGAACAGGCAGCAGGAAGAAAAUGGACGUGAGAGACUACGACUGGAGGGCCUGAUUGAAAGACUGGAGUGUCAACUUCACAGUCAGACCCAGCUGUUGGAGGACGAGAAAUGGAAAGUGAAGCAAGAGGUGAACAAGUACCAGGCAUUGCAGGUGUCUGUUGAGGCUGAGAAACGGUUGUGGGAAGAAGAGCAGGCCAGAGAGAAGGCUGGUCUUGAUAAAUGCAGGAAAGAUCUUUUGGAAGAACAGAAGAGACUAAUGACACAAUUAGUUGAGGAACGACGAGCUUUGGCUGAGGAGAAAAUCCAAGCAGAUGUGUCACAGAAAUUGUGGAAAGAACGAGAACAUCAAAAUAUUGUGAAGGCUGCCAAGAUUGAAACUGAGUUUGAUGUGACAAUGAAGGCCCUUUCUGAAGAAAACGAAAAAUGUGCCAAACAGAAAGAGAUUUUAGAGACAGAACAGAGGAUGUUGGAAAAAGAACAGAAAAAAAUGAACAAAGAGAAGUCACUGUUUGAAGAAGAAAAGUCCCAAGUUUUCAAAAUGGCAGCUGAGAUCAGAGAACGGUCUUUACAAGUAGAGUCUUUAUAUACAAAUGCCAACAGAGUAAAAGACGAAGGUGAGUUAGCCCUCACCAAAAGCAGCAAACUUGAUAUGGAGCAUAAACAACGAUGGAAAGACUUGCUGAAGCAGAUGGAUUUAUUGACUGAAAGGGAAAAAGAGCUGGCUGAACAACAGAUCAAAAUGCAUCAUGAGAGACAGGGUUUGGAAGAACUACGUAAGAGCCAUCUUUGUUUCCGGUGCCGAGUGCCAAUGACUGAAACCAAGUUGGCAACUCAAGGACUUUCCACUAUGGCUGCAAGUUUAAAAACUUCAGAGAAACUUCCAUCUAUGUUUGUUCCUGUCCAAGUGAGCAACACACUGCAACAGACAAACUUCCAAGAUACAUUGGACAGUAUGGUAACUGACAACUGGCUAACACAAUGGAAGAUACAUUCUCUCAAGGACCAGGAAUUUUUGUUUGGAGAAAAUCUCUACUUGGCAACUCUAGAACGUUCACAGUACCUUGCUGAUUACACACUCAAAUGAUUCUUGACCCACACCUGCCAUCUCUAUUUAUGAAAACCAUUCAGAAUCUUAAUUUACAUUUUAUAUAAAGCUCUCCGAGUCAUGUACAAACACGAUAUCAAAGCCAUUGCAAGACCUCUCUGUCAGAGCAUUGACACUGAGGCCAUUUAUCUUAUUGUGCCACAUGUCACCUCAGUGUUGACAAAUCAUUCCAUGCUAAUACCAAAUAGUCACCAAAACGUUAUCAAACUUAAUAAUCCUAUUUAUAUUUUGACAUCUUUAUAUGAUUUAUACGUCAAUAUUGUUUUCCCGUUUUGGUGGGGGCGGAUUUUAACAUAGCUCUUAUUAUAAUAAUUUAUAUCAUUUUGUAAAAAUACUUUACAUACAUUUCUUAAUAAAACAGAAAUCAUGAUUUUU